Enterobius vermicularis (human pinworm) is the source of this 390-nucleotide messenger RNA. The record is from the annotation of a GenBank genome assembly. NCBI's taxonomy places the organism in Eukaryota, Metazoa, Nematoda, Chromadorea, Rhabditida, Oxyuridae.
AUGCUAGACUUCUGCCGUGGGGAUGCCAGAAAGUUAAAACUUUCUAACCUUAACGGCCUUCCUGAAGAACACUUACAUCGUACAGCCAGAAUAUUCAGGCAGGCAAGAGAAGCACCUCAAUCAGCUCGUGGUAAUACCAAAGCUUGGAGGGUAGAAUUAGAUACCAAAGAACGAUGGGAAAAUCCGCUGAUGGGUUGGUGCAGCACAGCGGAUCCUCUGAGCAACAUUGAGAUGGGACUGAAAUUUGCAUCGAAAGAGAGUGCUAUCUCUUUUUGCGAAAAAGUCGGUUGGGAUUACGAAGUAGAGGAAUUUGCUGAGCCGGAAAUAAAACCGAAGAACUAUGGUGAAAAUUUUGCUUGGGAUAAACGGACGCGUGUUUCUACAAAAUAA